This is a messenger RNA of Talaromyces proteolyticus, 552 nucleotides long. RefSeq lists its product as uncharacterized. The transcript has 2 exons. Lineage: Eukaryota; Fungi; Ascomycota; Eurotiomycetes; Eurotiales; Trichocomaceae. The record is from RefSeq and is a predicted model, not a curated record. Bases 1 to 552 code for a protein of 183 amino acids.
AUGGCACUCUUUGUCAAAGUUGCGUUGCUUACCUUGCUAGCUCGAGUCUUCAACGCAUCCAAGAAAUGGAGACUAGCCAUAUAUAUCGUUCUCGGAAUUGUGUUGGCUUAUUAUAUCCCAGCUUUUUUCAUAAAAGUGCUAAUAUGUAAUCCAAUAUCUGCAUAUUGGAACGGAAUUAACGGGCAUGCUACCUGUAUCAACCAGGGUAAAGUUAUAACGGCAGAUUCUGCCAUCAGUGUUGUUACGGAUCUAGCAAUUUUGAUCCUCCCAUUCCCAUUAACCUGGUCCCUUCAUAUGCCAGUGGGGAAAAAGAUAAAAGUCAUUGGACUUCUAAGCGCUGGUGGCCUUGCCACUGGGUUUAGUUUGUAUCGAUUGAUUAUGAUUAUACGAGAAGGAGAAUCCCCAGACCAGACAAUGGUCUUUACCAAAGUUGUUCUUACAGGAAAAUGCCGAAGGGGCAAUUGGGCUGAUAUGUGCAUGUCUUCCGGCGUUAAACAUUUUGAUCAGUCGAUCUUUGGACUUCACAUGUUGGUUACGAAUGAAAAGAUAUGA